AUCACGUUCGACGAGACUGAUAGUACCCGCCGGUAUUGGUAUCCGUAUAUAAGCCGUAAUAACGCUUUUGGUGACAUCCAUCAUCAUCGAUAGCCACCAACGUCGAUCGCGCGUCAAUUCAGCACCGUAGAUGAACCCGCGGCUGCGGCACGCGCAUCCGCGAACCCUGCUACCGUCGUUUCGCGCGUUUCGUCACUCUGUCGACGAGCGGACGAACGGCGCGGCGAGAUCCUUACGGACAGUGGACGAGAUGUGAAGACGUCGCCUUGGAAGCGAUGUGGCUUCCGUUAGUGCUGCUCGCCUUGAUGGCGAGCGGUUCCGCCUGUCCGUAUCUCUGUGAGUGUCAUCAGAAUGACGUCGAGAAAAACGACGGGUCAACUUUGUUGGACGUGACGUGUCGCGAACGCGUACCCGGUCUAUCGGAGUUAUCCACAGUAGUGAGAAGUUUGUCGGUGGACAGCGCCGAGGGACCGGACGUUGAUAUCCUCCUAGAUGAGCUGGAAGCCGCCGACUUAGUGAACGAUCUCGGGAUGAACGAUGCUUCGAAUAAUCUCAAAGCGAAUGACACCUCGAAGACGAACGACACGUCGUUGUCGUCGUCGUCGUCGUCGUCGUCGUCGUCGUCGUCGUCGGAAGAGCCGACAGGUACAACAGAGAUUCUACCGUAUUUGGUCGAGUUCACAGUGACAAAUUGUUCGUUGGUGUCGUUGAAUGCGUCGUGGCACGGUCUCGAGCGCUUGAGGUCAUUAAAUUUGUCGUGCAACAACUUGCCACGAAUAAGAGACGUACUGGUGAUCCGCGCGACGAAUCUAAGCGAGCUGGCGUGCCUAGAUCUGUCGGACAAUUCGUUAAUGGACAUCAGUGUCAAUUCUUUCAGGACGCUCGUCGGACUCGUGCGACUGAGUUUACGUAAAAACGCGAUUGGCACAGUGGACGAGGGCGCGUUUCGCGGCCUCGAUCGACUGGAAUUUCUCGAUCUAUCGGACAACAGGUUGGCGGACUUGCCGGAUAGCGCGCUCACGCCACUAUACUCCCUGCAGAAACUCGAUCUCAGCGGUAACCAGCUGCAAGUUCUGGGCGCCAGGUGGUUCGAAAGUCUCGACAGAUUGAGGGAACUCGAUGUUUCGCGAAAUGGAUUAGCCAGAGCGGCUUCGGGAACGUUGCAACCGUUAUCGGGACUAUCUAUUCUAAGGCUAGCGGAAAAUCCGCUAAAAGAGAGAGACGUAUCUCUAUUAUUGGGUACUGGAAGGAGAUUGGAGACGGUAGACGCAUCCCGCACUGGAUUAGCGCGAGUUCCAGCCGCUUUAACGAGAUCGGUCAGAGCGCUUAGACUCGCUGGUAACAGACUGACUACCAUUCGCAGCGGUGACUUGGAUAGCUAUCCUCUGUUGCGUAUGUUGGAUAUUGCCGAUAACCGUUUGAUGGAUAUCGAGAACGACGCUUUGGGACGACUGGAGGUUUUAGAAGAACUCGAUCUAUCAGGAAAUGUACUUUCGGAGGUACCGGAUAGUUUACCGAGCAGUCUCGUGGUGCUUAAACUGCAGCAAAACACCAUAACUGCAUUGAAACUCGAUGAUCUCAAUGGUCUAUACAAUCUGCGAUCGUUAAUGUUAAACGAUAACGCCAUCAGUGAAAUCGAUGUGGGCGCGCUCGGUCAACUGCCUUUGCUCGCCGAGCUGGAUUUAUCCAAUAAUCCUAUCAAAGUGUUAUCAACUAAUACACUAAGUGGACCGAGUAAUCUGACGAAGCUGCGAAUGUCAGGACUAACCGCGCUUCAACGACAUCAGGAAGAACAAAGCGACAUGGCGUUUCCGGUACCGACUCCAGAACAUUUGGUAAUGUUAGAUGUGUCGCGUAGUCCGGUUCUUGCUAGGCAGCUACUGGCGGACGAUGCUGCACUGUCUGCCUGCAAAAGUCUGAUAGAGCUGAACCUCUCGGCGACCAACAUCAGCACCGUCAGAUCCGACGUCGCGUACAUGUUGCCGCAGCUGCGCGUUCUUAGACUCGGUAAGAACAAUUGGAAUUGCACGGAAGAUCUCUACUGGUUGGGCGAAUGGAUCAGACAACACCGCGAACCGAAUCAACAAUACCAAACAGCGCGAUGUUCAAAUCCGCAGAAACUGGCGGGAUUAUUUUUGCACGAACUGCCAUCGCCGUCAAAUUUCAUUUCCACAACCGCGGGAAUCAUCACGACAGCGGCUGCAAGCACCUCAGUUACCCUAUCUGUCGUCUUCACGCUCGAACAUACGUCGAAUACUGAUCGGCCAAACGUCACGGUGUCUUCCAAUAUCGAAAAUGCGAAUUCUGACGGUAACGUCACGGAUCUUCUCACGCUAUCUUCCGUAAACGCGAAAACCGAAUCAAAAAUGGUAGCUGACUCAGAUUUUCUCUCUAUCUCGGAAACCGUCACCGCGACGGCGUCAUCGAAAAAAACACCGCGAGUCUAUGAGGCGCCAACAUCCUUCCGUAACGUAACGUCGUCAAUCACGACGCGGACGAGCGGAGAACCGGAUCGAAAGAGCGAUAAAACAAAUCGUAUCUCGAUGGAUCAGAAUUUAAUCAAGCACAUCGUCGUCCCAGCCUCUCGAGCACCAAACGACCCCAAGCUAUCCAUUAUGAGAAUAGAAGACGCGGAGUCGCGUUCGCAAACUUUCGAUAACCGAGCCGACGGUGGGACGCGAAAAAACGGUAAGAUGAGAAAAGUUGCCGCGUCAGGCGUCGGCGAAAUCUUCUCGUCGGGGCCUUCGAACGUGGGAAGGAAAACGAUCGAGAAGCACACGAGCAGCAUGAGUAAUGUGACGAAGGCAAACGCAGUGUUGGACGAGCGCGACUCGAAAACGAUAGCGGAAGAAUUGAACAGUCGAGUGACCGAUUCCGGCGCUAGAGUAUCGGAAGCUUUAUCUGCUGGUGCCCAUCCCGGAAUGUUGGUGCUAGUCGGCGCGGCCCUCGGCGCCGUCGCGGCGCUGACCGUCGUACUCUCACGAAGAGCAACGGUGCACCGGACGGACAGGUAUCAUCGUCACGAGAAUAUCGAAGUGCACACUCUCACGCCUACUGCGGAGCUUUGGUGACCAGAGUCGGAACACGUCCGAUUGUUUGAGAGAGAUAGACGACUGGACGUCGAGAAUCGUGACCGAGAAGCAUCGACGCCGCCUCAACAGUCGACCAGUCCACGGUUGAUCGAUGUAUGUUUGAGGAAGAUUCUCAAAUAACCAGCAGUACUACGACACGCAUUCUGUUAUUGCAUCGACAUCUAAAUAUGGAUAUACCAAGGAGAGGUACAAUAACUAAAGUAUUAAUCAGAGAGUUGGGAAGAUCCUCCUGACUGUGGAAGCCACGGGGAAAGGACGAGCGACUAAACGUCGAAGUUGGAAACGAGAUAUUCCGAGUUAAUCCGUAUCGCUUCGGAAACCGCCAAUACGUCGCGGAUUACUAGGGGAGAAUAUCGGGGGAAAAAAUAAGAAAUUAUUAUUCGAACGUGACAUAAAACUUGUACUUGUCUGAAAAGAACAAAAGGGAGGCGGACAACUGUCGUGAAAUUAUCACGAUUAUCUGCACGUAAAUCUGCAAUACAAUAAUUAGGGACAUAUAUUGAUAUAAAUUCUAUCAGAUCUAAAGUUUACAGAUAUAAACAAGUGUUACUUAUAAAAUCAAUCUCUGUAAUCACGUAUCUGGCUUAUCGAGUUCUUUGAAAAUCGCGUGUGGCUCAAUAUGUAAAGUCAUCCAGAUGUCGAUAACGAUAUAGUAUCUCUACUCGAUGGAAAGAAUACUCGACGACACUGUUCAAACUCCAUCAACGGCGAAGAUGUAGACGUCAAGUACUGUAACCAAGACGUUAAAAGCACGAGCGAGAAUCACCACGUUAUCUCAUAUAAAUUCUGACAUAUACAAACACAUCUGGUGCUGUACAUGUCGUCCGUCGGGAAAUACUGGACGCGUACGAACGAAAAACUCGGGGGAAAAGACUGUAAAAAAAUUCGGAACUAUUUCGACAUACAUCGCGGUGGAUCAGCAUCACGUAAAACCUCAAUCCCCUUCGUAAUAAUUGUAGAAGGGAAAGUACGAACAAAAAUUAUAUACGGAGUUAUUUGCGUGAGAGAACUCAAAACCCAUGAGAUUGGGUUUGAUAUCUUCUAAUUUCGGUAUCGCACAUAUGCAAUCAUUGUAACGUGUCAUAAUCGAGUGGCAAUAACCACAAGCGAGCGGAUUUAACAAUUAAGCUGAUUGACUUGGAAUCAGACCGAUAAAAUGGAUACAGUGACAAUAAUAAUGGUUACACGCCGCGUCUCAAGAGUAUGGCUCUUUGCGGUACGCUCAAUUCCUGAGAAGACUAUAUUGUGACUGAAAUGAAGUGCGAGUGUAAUAAAAGUAGGAAGAGAGUAAAAGGCUAGCAAAAGAUAGAAAAACAUGGACGUGGUAGAAAAGCAGGUAGGGCAACGCCGAAAUGCAGAAUGUAGGAGAUGAAAAAUUCGCGGUGGCAAAUAGUAUGCUUGAAUGAUAAAACCAGACGGGAAGCCAGAAAGAGUGUUAGACGGAAGAAUUUUUAUCAAAUGGCAUGUGCGUGUGUGAGAGAUCGAGAGAAUCGAGCGUAAGAGAAAAAGAGAGAAGGGAGAUUAAUUCGAGAAAUCGUUCUCGAAUGCAGCAAAACGGGAUGUACAGAAAUAUUGCUUCCGUACUUAAUUCCACUAAGCUUGAUGAGAUGUCAAGACUUCUCAACAAAUACAAAAAUAAAAGAAAAGAUGUUUACGAGAGAGAGAAAGAGAGAGAGAGAGAGUGUGUAUG
This is a messenger RNA of Trachymyrmex septentrionalis, 4782 nucleotides long. RefSeq names its product insulin-like growth factor-binding protein complex acid labile subunit. The record is from RefSeq and is a predicted model, not a curated record. NCBI's taxonomy places the organism in Eukaryota, Metazoa, Arthropoda, Insecta, Hymenoptera, Formicidae. The coding region runs from base 276 to 3071 and encodes 931 amino acids. The transcript has a single exon. Gene Ontology annotation, molecular function: protein binding.